Molecule: messenger RNA, 3869 nt
Organism: Aquila chrysaetos chrysaetos
Lineage: Eukaryota; Metazoa; Chordata; Aves; Accipitriformes; Accipitridae
Product: coiled-coil domain-containing protein 81-like
Exons: 13
Coding region: 2206-3648 (480 amino acids)
Cellular component (GO): centrosome
Source: RefSeq, a predicted model, not a curated record
GUGAUGGUGACAGUGACGCGGUGAGGGUGGCACGGUGACAGUGCCGCCAUCCAUCAGCAGGAUGGGUACUGUGAGGUGGUGGUGGUGACACACUGACACUGAUGGUGUCCCCAUUCCCAGAGGGCCAAGUACCGCAUGGUGGGGUCGGUGACAUUGCAAUGGUGACGUUGCAAUGGUGACAUGGUGACGGUGACAGAGCGAUGGUGAUGAUGACAUGGUGACAGUGACACAGCGAUGGUGACGGUGACAGUGACACAGUGAUGGUUACACGGUGACUGUGACGGUGACAUGGUGACGGUGACACAGCGAUGGUGUCAUGGUGCCGGAGAUGGUGACACGGUGCUGGUGCUGGUGACAGACACGGUGACUGUGACACAGUGAUGGUGACAAGGUGACUGUUGCGUUAAAGCGUAACGAAGUUUGGCAGAAAAUAAACCCCCGUGCAUUCCAGCUUGUCCUCAGAUAUCAGGGGGGCUGGGGGCGGCCAGGCUUAGAUUCUGCGUGAUGCCCAAUUCAGCACUCUAAGUCCGGUCACGUUCGAUAUAUUGAACUAUCACGAUUACAGAUGCACUAAUAGUGCACUGUCCUUUCCAUUUAGUCACGUUCAACGAGCUAUCACGGCUAGAUUUUAAUGAAUAGUACAGUUUAUUAAAGCAACAGGAGUACAGGUUCUUUUGGAUUGCCGGUGAUACGUACGCUGUCUGCAAAGCACGUGCAAAUAAUAAUGCAGUCGACUACAAGCACACUAAAUGAUGGAAAAACUCUACAGAGCUUUCUGAGUUUCCCGGGGAAGCACUCGGUAUAACUGAGGGUCCGAAUCUCACCCAGUAGGCAUCUCUAUGGUAGGGCGGGAAGAGACGUUCAGCCCCUCGACUGCUCCCAGAAGUCAGCGAUGUCCUCCCGACUUGUCUAUGAUGGUAUCUUCCCCAGCAUUCCUCCUCUCUUAAGCCCUUUUGUACUAUUUUCUUAUUUUUAGGUGGAGCUUGAGUGACUCUAGUCAUACUUACCUUUAUUAUGCUUGGUGUAACAUCUCCUCGCUUUACUUUUAAAGGUAUAUGCUAGAGAAAAUUCAGAGCGCAUGCUCAGUGAGGGGUGGUUGCACCUUAGAGGCGGGUAGCUUUUGGGACAGAGGUGUGUUUUGCUAUUAUAAUGAGAUUAUAAUGAGCAAAGUUCCAUGUCAGUACUCCAGAACUGGGCACUGAUGAUAUAAAUCAGAAGUAAGACAACAGCGUUGACAGAACCCCCUUGUUUCACCUCCUUGCUUCAGUGGAUUCAAUGCAGGAACCUUCCGUUCUUGUUCCUAUGGUUCCAGUUCCCCAUCCCUGCGGUGAUUUCGCAGAGCGUGGCCGCGGCGUCUCCGCUCUGCUCCGCCCUCCGUGUUGCUUCUCAGAGUCAGCACACCAAGCUCCCCUCGUGUUGCUGACAUCUAAGGUUGCAGGUCAUGUUGCUUAGGGAAUUAUUAUGGAACAGAUUCCUUGCAUAUCCACUGUAUUCCACCCUGGAGGUUCACCUUCCCUUACGAGAGGCGGGGGGACAUAUCAAUAAGUCACCUCCAGCAAUUAUUCCACACUGGGCUGGCAUUCUUCUGAAGUUACCUCAUUCUCUUGGAAUCGUUUCCUUGGUCGUCUUCAUUCUGCUCGCAUCUGCCAGUUUCAGCUAGUUCUGUGUCAGCAGCAUUAGCUUUAUCAGAAAGUUGACUCUCGCUCAGCUCUUGCGGCCUGAGGCUUCAACUCCUUCAGCUUCUAGUGCUAAGCCAGGCUAUUCAUCCUAACAAUUCCCAGCACAGGGAAGGGCAAGCUCUACCGGAGCAACUCGGAGAGAACGGGGAUGGCUGCUUCCCAGGACAAGAAGGGAAAUCCAUCUCCUCUCUCCCCGGCUGCGCCGGCUCCCUGCUGGCGUCAUAAUGCACCUUCAAAGGAUGCGGGCUGAUGUCACAGGGGGAUGCCCCGCAUCCCAGGGAGGUCUCCCCAGCGCUGCCGGCACUUCCCGGCGAGGCUUGGGCGCUGCUGGGCACUGCUCAGGGGCUCCCCACUGCUGCCCUUCGGAGCUGCUCCACAGCCAGGAGCGGGAUCGGGAGGCAGCGGGGCUGCGCUGGGGGGACCCGUUGUGACCGGCAGAGGAGCAGGGGCACGUCGGAGAGGAGUUUUGGGCGAGGAGCUGCGAAGAGCAUCCCUUUCCCUGAGCUGAGGGCAAGCGGCAGGCGCGAUGGAGGGCUGCUGCACCGUGGCCAUCAGCUUGGAGCUCAGCAGCUUGUUCCCCACGCUCCUGCAGCUCUCCACCAAGGAGGUUGUGGCUAUUUGGGAUGCUGUGUCUGCGUACAUCCUGGGACAGCUGAAGCAGGACAAGGGUGUCCUGGUCGCAGGACUCGGGACCUUCGCGAUGGUCCAAGAGCAAUUCCAGGGCAGAGAAGAGGUGUAUGCGGUUCGAAGACCCGUCUUCCGACUGGAGCUUGAUGUGUUAUGUCCGCAGGAGCUCGCGUUCCCCACAGUGGUUAUCCCCGGCGAUGUCAAGAUCAAGCCGCUGAACUACAAGCGGCUGUCGCGAGCCACCUCCUUCCCACGGCACGUGGUGAAGGACUGCGUGCAAGAGACCAUCCUCUUGUACUCUUCCCAACUGAAGAACGGGCAGCGCCUCUCCUUCGCCUUCAAGGACAUUGGUGUUCUGUCCUGCAACGACGACCUCCUGUGCAUGCGGUUCUAUUCUGACUGCGUCACAGGGCUGGAGAGCAAGGCCAGCCAGAUUGCGCUGCUUCACACUAGGCUGUGGACGCCAGGGGCAGCUGUCUCCGGUGGAGCGACCGCCGCCCAGGAGAUGCAGGCUGCUCCUGCCCACGCGUUCCCGAGGUUUCAGUUCCUGGUGAUCAGCAGAUCGGCGUCCAAGGCUUUCUCCACCUGGCACAAGAAGGUUGCAGAAAAGCACAGGGUCAGAAGAGGUACAGAGGGAAGCCAGGUGCCUGACAAGCUGCUGCAGAGGCGGGUGAAGUAUUCCCUCCCCGCGCUGCCAAACCAGGGGCCGGGCACCAGGCAGCAAGACACGGAGAAGAAGCCUUCUGCCGGUCUGCUCCCACCAUGUCCAGGCAGCUCCCCCAGCACGAAGGAGGCAAGCAGGCAGGAGCCAGCUCCUCCAGCCAGGCCCACCGCUGCGCUCCCGUCUUCUGAAGGCUGCAAGAGAGCGCUGCAGGAGGUCUGGCAGCUGUCUGCAGAGUGGGAGCGAGUGAAGACCCGGUGGGAAGAGCGGCGACAGCAAGCAAAGGCAGAAUGGGCGGCGUGGGAGGCCUGGUCUGCAGGGGAGGACCGACAGCCGCCCCAGGCGCUCGGCACUGGAGGCGUUUGGGCUCCCCACCCUCCAGCCCAGCCCAGGAGAAAGGAGGUCGGCGGGAGGUGGAGGAAGGCUGAAAACCCUCUCCCAGCAGAGGAGAUGGCAGCAGCCGCCCAGCUGGAGAGACUCCAGCCUGACCACCUUUCCCCACGAGCGGCCCAGGUCCUCAGAAGGCUGGAGCCGCAUCAAGGACGGAGGACCAUCUUCAGGCACGUCACUGAGAACAACCGGCGGAAGCUGGAGCAGCAGAGGCAGCUCCCCUGCACGCGAUGCUGGUACCGCAGCGGAGGAGAAGGUGCCGGAGGCGGCGGCUGUAGCAGUGGCUGUUAGCAAAAAGGGGCUGGGAGGCUUCUCAGCUUCUCAGAUCCACCUCCGUGGAUCCAUCCGUCCAUCUUCGCCAGCGGCGGGGGGCAGCUCUGUGAGGAGAGGCCUCGGCUGCCCCUGCCGGCCUGGCAACAGCUGCGCCAUUGGCCACGGCUGAGCCAAUCAGCGGAGCCGGAGGCGGCCUGUCAGUCCCAGAUAGAGGGGGCGGGAGGCUGAGCAGCCUGAGG